UUGGGGGAUUAUUUGCAGUUUAAUUCUGAAUGAUCAAUUUCCGUGAAACAAAAUGUUUAAAGACUUUUCAAUAAUUCAAUGUGAAUCAUUUAUGCUAGUUAUAGUAGUUAUGUCUGUCUGCUUUAUUUGUUCUGCUCUAUUUGUUCUGCUCUCUGAUUUAGACUUUUUUGCUCACAAAUACACGCGUUUUUGUUUCUUUUUUGUGAUUGUGUUCGGAAUAGUAAAAGUAUUAACCAAUCAUUAAUACAAAUAAAUUAAUAAAUUAAAAAAGGUACAUAAUUUGCCCUGAGUUUUAGUCCUUUGCUGCUCCAGGUAUGGAAACACCCACUGGCUUGGUAACCAAUCGAUCGUUACACAUUUUCGGCGCCUUCGCCUCGUCGCUUUCACGCCCCCUGCAGUGCUCAAGUUUCCCUCGUUCAUCUAACUCGUCGUCAGAAAACACAACAGAAGAAUGUCCAGAAGGUCUUUAGAAGUAUCACUUCUUCUUGGAGAUGUGUUUCUUGAUCAGACACAGAAAGAGAAAAAAAAUAAAGUCAAGAGUUCUAAGCGACAUCCCAUGAUUGUAAUGUGGAAGCGAAGGGACAGAAAUGGGAAUGUUGUAAGGCCGCUUCGAGGAAAAACUGCAGUAAAAUCAAAACUUACAGGAAGACCUCCUAAACGCGCUCCCACCAGUUUGCCCAUCCAAGAGGAAUGUGUUUAUCCAGCAGAAACUGUCUCACUCAUUGAAGAAUUGGGGCAUAUCCUCAAUGACGAAUGUGUUCAGCCUGAAGAGGGGCCUGACAAAACAACCUGGCAAAAGCGGCAAUCUCUAAGCCAUGAAAGAUGGAACAUUGCAAGGGAGGCCAUGGUUAAUAAUCUUUUGGCUGCUGAACAUGUUCAGGAAUGCAUCUGCCAACACUGUUUAACUACUGAGGCCAUUGUACGGUGCAGGGACUGUCUACCUAGGCAGUAUCUAUGCAGUAUGUGUGAUGGAGAUGUCCAUCUGCACCUUCCUCUCCAUAACAGGGACUCUAUGGCCCAUGGGUUCUUCAAGCCAUUGUGUCCAACCACUGCAGUGAAGAGACACUCCGAGUCAUUUGAGUUCUCUGAACAGGUCCGAUAUCUUCCGCUACUUUUGCCAGACAAAAUCUGUGCCUGUUCAGAAAGUUCAUGCAGAGUGAUCAGUGGCAAGCCCAUUAUUGUAAUUAAUUUGAAUGGACGGUACAAUCUCACCCUUCCAUUGCUGGAGUGCUCACUCUGCAGGACAAAAUCGGCAGUGGGGCUCAGCGGUCUCCUCAAGUCUGGCUAUUGGCCAGCCUCUAUACAAUUUGAGACCGUGUAUGAGGUUGGCCUUUUUAGGUCUUUUCUGGAUUUAAAACUUUUUGCUCCAGGUCUUUCACGUCAAGCAUUCCUUGCAAUUCUUGACCGAAGAACAAAGUACAAUGGCAGGAGUGGUAAAAUAUGUGGAGACACAUUCCAGAAAGCCUUUCUGGAGUGGACCUUUGCCUUGCAUGAGGUUGAGAGGCUUUGUGGUGUCCAGCCAUUUAAAUGCCCCGCUUGCUGUCCAUCCAUGCAUGCUAUCUCAGUAGAUGGUAACAGGAAGCUUUACAGGUUUCAUAAUGCACAUGGGACAGAGAAGGGCUAUUUCGAUGGCACAUUCAUCAUGAAAGAUGAUGAUGUUUCCUCCUUUGUGGGAUAUGUUCAUGAAAAGACCAAGCAUGCCACAAGUAAAGGGAUGUGUGGCACCUCUCAAUGGAGAGCAGCCAAAGAGUCUGCUAAAAAGUCGACAUCAAAAAUUGAUGAGGAAGGCCUUGAGAUUGCUGUGUGCCGACAUGGAGGACUUUUAAAAGCCCUAAAUAUUUUCAGAGGCGAAAUAUUUGCUUAUCCCCUGUUCCUUCAAAACACACUCUCAAAAGAAAAUGUGACGUUCUUCUGCUCAGAUGUCGCCUGCAAGUACUGGCCAUACUUAAAGAGAGUGGUGGGACACUGUCCAGAGCUAAGGCCUUUACUAAAUAUGCACCCACUAUUAUCAGUCAUGCAUGCCAAAGCACACGAGUGGAGUUGUGAGAUAAAAUGGUCUGGAAAAAACCAAGAGGGAGCUGGUCUUACAAUUGGAGAAGAGGUGGAGCAAGUCAACUCCUUCUUGUCGAGAGCUGCAAUCUGCACUAAAUAUAUGUCCAAAGCUGGUAAAAAAUGUUAG
Messenger RNA from Pimephales promelas (fathead minnow), 2179 nucleotides. NCBI's taxonomy places the organism in Eukaryota, Metazoa, Chordata, Actinopteri, Cypriniformes, Leuciscidae. The record is from RefSeq and is a predicted model, not a curated record.